Molecule: messenger RNA, 399 nt
Organism: Cavenderia fasciculata
Lineage: Eukaryota; Evosea; Eumycetozoa; Acytosteliales; Cavenderiaceae
Exons: 5
Coding region: 1-399 (132 amino acids)
Source: RefSeq, a predicted model, not a curated record
AUGACAAAAAGUGAACAAGCUAUCGAAAUCAUUAAAGAAUCCAAUCUUACCGCUAGAGAAAAGGUGGCAUGUGUCAAUUUUAUCGGUCGAGACCAGUUUACUAUUGAAAACAGUGCCCAGGUUGUUCUUAAUCAAAACGCUGCUGGUGUACUUCGAGAAUUUGCCCAAGAUCUCGAUAACUUUUUACUCCAAGAAAGACUAUGUCAAAUGGGUAAAACCUUUGAGGAGAUACACAAAUCCUAUGCCAAUCCAAAUAGAUCCGGGAAUGAUUAUUUUAUAACUCUGUAUCAAACUAGUAAAGCAAAACAAACAGUAGUGAUCACUUUUGGAUGUAAGAUUAUCUUAUCUGUCUGUGAUCGAUCGACAACAACAACAACACAUAUUACAAUUAUUGUAUAA